AUGUAUAGCGGAGCGCAUCCCGACACAUCCACAUGGAGACAUUUGUAUCCCCGUCACAGGUGGCGCCAAGAAACCUUUGCAUGGAGUGAUGAGCUUCGUGUGCGCAACCGCGAGGCCUUUGGCAACCGUGACUUCCGCCACAACCAGCUGGGCAUUAUGAACUCCACGCUCUCCAAUAAAGAUGUGUUUGUGCUCAUGCCUACAGGUGGAGGCAAGAGCUUAUGCUAUCAACUGCCAGCGUUGCUCUCCAAGGGCGUCACGAUUGUGGUGUCCCCUCUCGUCUCUCUCAUUCAAGACCAAGUGCACCAUCUGACUGUGCUCGGCAUCCCCGCAGCCUUUGUGGGCGGUUCCAUGGACUGGAAGCAGCAGGCCCGCCCAGCUGAUUUUUUUUCCGCUGUGUUGCGCUGUUGGCAGGUGCUGUUCAUCACCCCCGAGAAGCUGUCAGCAUCUGGCAAGCUGCAGAGCACCCUGGACAGUCUGCAUCGGCGUGGCCUGCUGGCUCGAGUGGUCAUUGACGAGGCACACUGUGUCAGUCAGUGGGGCCAUGACUUCCGCAAGGACUACACUCGCCUCUCCUUGUUCAAGCAGCGCUUCCCUUCAGUGCCGCUGCUGGCGCUGACCGCCACUGCCACAGAACGCGUGCAGCAUGAUGUGGUUGCCCAGCUGGGCAUCAACCGCUGCCUUGUGUUCAAGAACUCUUUCAACCGUCCCAACCUCAGGUAUGAGGUGCGGCGGAAGAAGAAGGGGUGCGUGGACGAGAUGGCAGAGCUGAUUCUACAGAAUUUUUUGAAGAAAUGUGGAAUUGUGUACUGCCUUUCGCGCGCCGAGUGCGAGCGCGUGGCAGAUGACUUGGAGGCCAAGCUGGCAGAUGCAAUCUAUCCACUGCACUACCAUGCCAGCUUGUUGCCCGAGGAACGCGAGGCGGUGCAAGCAGAGUGGACUAAUGGCGAUGUCCCCAUCAUCGUAGCUACGAUAGCUUUUGGCAUGGGCAUCAACAAAUGUGAUGUGCGGUUCGUGCUCCACUACUCGCUGCCCAAAUCGUUAGAGGGCUACCUGCAGGCAAGCGGCGGGCGGGCUGGGCGUGAUGGGCGCAAGGCCUCCUGCAUCCUCUACUACACUUAUGGGGAUGCUGCCAAGUCACGCCACAUGAUUCGCACCUCGGCGCAGGAAAACAAUGCGCCAGAUGAGCAGAUCCGCUCUAACAUGGAAUCUCUCAAUGCCAUGGUGAAUUACUGCGAGGAGCAGGUGGAGUGCCGCCGCGUGCUGAUGCUGAGCCACUUUGGGGAGGGCAGCUUCACUCGUGCACAGUGCAAUGGCACCUGCGACAACUGCAACGCCACUGCGGGGCAGAGCCUUGUGCAGACGGAUGUGUCAGAAGCAGCCAAAAAAGUGGUGGAGGUGAUUCGGUGCAUCGGCAGCGCCUCUUUGAGCCACGUGGUGGAUGUCUUCCGGGGCAACAACACCGUGGGAGUGCGCAAGAUGGGCCACGGCAGCGUCGCUGUGCACGGUAUUGGCAAGGCCUUCUGUCGCAACAAUGGCGAGGCGGAGCGGCUGGUGCGGCGCAUGGUUGUUCAGGGAAUACUCCUGGAGCAGACUCACCGGCCAGAGAUGCACCUGGCGGUGGUGUCCACCCUGGCGGUGAACGAAAUGGCGGCUGCGUCCCUGUUGUCCGGCCAGCUGAAGAUGAAGAUGUACGUAGCGCAGAGGGCUGGGUCUGGUGGCGAUGGCAGCAAGAGCCGUGCGGGGCGCAAUGGUGCCGGUGCUGCC
Molecule: messenger RNA, 1767 nt
Organism: Chlorella variabilis
Lineage: Eukaryota; Viridiplantae; Chlorophyta; Trebouxiophyceae; Chlorellales; Chlorellaceae
Exons: 12
Biological process (GO): double-strand break repair via homologous recombination; DNA replication
Cellular component (GO): chromosome; cytoplasm; nucleus
Molecular function (GO): four-way junction helicase activity; 3'-5' DNA helicase activity; ATP binding
Source: RefSeq, a predicted model, not a curated record